UUUUCUUCUGUGGGCCCAGCACCUCCUCUUGGAAAUGGACGGAAAAAGAGAAAACAACAAAGGCUGGUCAAAGAAAAAAAGGCGCAAGUAGGCUGUGAGCUUGAGCUCGCUGAUAUGGACGCAGAUAUCUCAUCCUGUCUCUUCUUCUUCUUCUACUUCUUCAUGCAGUCGUUCCACUGUUAGUUUCAAAAUCGAUUUUUAGAGAGAGGGAUGGAAGGGAUGGGUAGCAUAGAGCACUUCUUGCAUCCAAGCCAUCGAUUGGUACCAGCGUAUUACGCAGCUGGAACAGAGUACCUCUGCAAUGGUUUGCAAUUUCAAGGGAAUACACAAGGGGUAUCGCUGCAAUCUUUGCAAUUUCAAUCUGCAUCAAUACUGCGGGACUUGCCCUAGAAUCCUCUUCUCCUUCAUGCACCCACACCCACUCAUUCUGUUAACCGGCCUAUCACCGGACGACACCGUGCGUAUAAGUUGCAAUGUGUGCGGUGACCAUGUCGACGGACUCGUCUAUCGGUGCCACCACUGCGACUUCGAUGUGCACCCACUUUGCACCCAACUGCCUCAAUAUGUGCGCCACGUCUACGACCCACUCCAUCCCUUGAGACUCAUCCGCUCAUCAUCACAAGUUUUGUGUGCUGUUUGUGGUGGUUCUUGCACUUCUUGGCACUACAGCUGUGGGGUUUGUGGCUUUGAUAUUCAUUUCCAGUGUGUGGUUGUUUCUGCACCGUCUGAUCCAGCAACGGUAACACGUGCGAUUCGGCCACCAAAUGGAGUUUCUUCUGAGCAUGUGUGCUGCACUAUGAAAGCUCAAAGAGACUUUGACUUUGAAUUCCCACCGCCGCCGCCGCAGCAGCAGCAGCAAGAAUAAGAUUUGAU
This is a messenger RNA of Cornus florida, 873 nucleotides long. RefSeq names its product protein VACUOLELESS GAMETOPHYTES-like. Lineage: Eukaryota; Viridiplantae; Streptophyta; Magnoliopsida; Cornales; Cornaceae. The record is from RefSeq and is a predicted model, not a curated record. Bases 302 to 865 code for a protein of 187 amino acids. The transcript has a single exon.